UGGGGCUGGGGACGGGGCAGCCAGUGUGGAGUCAGAGCGGGGUGGCCUGGGGGUGGGUGAGGGUGAGGAGCGGACGGAGGAGUCAGCCAGCCUUGGGGCGGCACGGUCGCUGCGGCAGAUAGUGAGCGAUGACAGCGCCUCGUCCUCCAGCCUGGACUCGUCCUCCUCGGCCACCAGCGGGGCGAGCCGUGCCUCAGAGCGCAACACUCGCCUCUCCCUGCUGUGGACCUCCCGCCUGCACCGCCUGGGCCAGGACCCUGAUGCCGCUCCCCUUGAGGGGGCGCCCUCCAACCCCUGGGAGCCGCGCCCUGACCCUGCCGCCCCAACCCCCAGUGAGCCGCGCCCUUCACAGGCAGAGGAGGAGGACACUCCCAGCGGUGGGGACGCCCCUUCCUCAGGGUCACGCUUGGACCGCAGCGGGGCACUGUGGGGCUACUACUUCACCCACUCAGAGCGCCCCGUCAUCCAGGUGCGGCGGCCGGCACGGGACGGCCCCAGGACACGGGGCACGACCAGGGAGCGGGGUGGUGGGACGCGGGAGGAUACCCCUAGCCAGGCUGCGGCGAGCGGCGGGACAGGGCAGGACCCUCCUCGCCGUGCACAGCCUGUGGCGCCCCCUACUGCCGACACCUCAGAGGACCCACCUGACCCCAUACAACCCCCACUCCCCCCAGACUCCCCACCUCUCCUGUCUUUGCCUCCCCUCCCUCCCCCCAUUUCCCUACCCAAUCUAUCCUACAUCCCUCCUCCCCUCCCUUCUGGCCCCCCACUGCUUCCUAUCCCCCCACGACCCUCUCCUCUCCCCCGCACCCCCAGUGGAGCGUCCCAACCCCAGCGACCCGCCCUUCCUGCGCCUUCCUUCCCGCAGCGACCUGGACCUGUACCCCCCACUGCCGCCCUCCCCCCUCAACUCCCUGGCGGACCUGUCUGCCGCCCCACACACCUCAGCGGAGCGCGCCCGCACCCUGGCACGCCUCAUGCCCUUGGGCCACUCCUCAAACCUGCUGCCCCGCCCCUCACACUCCCUCGCCCACCCUGUCAGCUCUCUGCAUGGCACACACACCUCCCCGCCCUACCAACGCACGGACCACUCCUCCUCCUCCUCCUCCUCUUCCUCCUCCUCCGCAUCCUCCACCUCCCAUCUCUCUUCAGACCGCUUCCGUUCCCUAGCCCGCCUCCUCUCACGGUCCAGGCGGUCUAACCUCUUCCCCCGCCUUUCCACCAACCCCAGCCCUUACCCCCCUGUCCGCCAGAGACACGACACAGAGUUCAACCCAUUCCAUGAAGACUCUGCUCUCCAUGGGGCGCUGAGUCUCCUGGGGCGCGGGGAGCCACUCGGGGCGUCCGGCAGGCAGCGGCCCUCUUCUGAUCCCCAGUUUGGCGUGCAGCUUCUGAGCAGACAUAUUGUUAAUAUUGAGCAGAUCUGCAUAGCCCUACUGGAGAUCAACAACCACACGAGGGAGGAGCAAAUGUUACAGCAGAUUUGCCACAUGCUCAAUGACAUCCAGGAGCAGAUCCACUCCCUGCGCCUGCCUGAUGACUCCUCCAUGGCUGACGACCUCGCUGGGGCCUUCUCCGAUAGACUACCCACCCCCCCACGCUACAGCAGUAGCAGCAGGAGGAGGAGGGAGGAGAGGCGGCCAUCCCCCUUCCCCACACACCUCCUGUCGGGCAGUGACUCAGUGGCAGGUGGUGGCGGUGGUGGUGGUGGUGGUGGCAGUGGUGGUGGGUUGUCGAGCUCACCGUUUCUUCCAAGGCCUGGCUGUGUGUGUCUCCGGCCGACUCCUAGCUCAAGACUUCUACGCACCUACCGAGGGAUGUACAGUCGAGGGUGUGAGGCGCGGCUAAGGUCGGCCAGCUGCACCUGUUUCCAGAGAGGCAGCCAGUCGGGAAACAAUGCCCCAUCCCGCCGCCCUGCCAGGGAACUGCGGGGCGUGGUGGGUGGUGCAGGGGAGGCAGUGAUAGGCCCCCUGCCAACGCCGCCACCAGACCAGGGCACAGAUGAGGAGCAGCCCAGACAUAUUGUACGGAUUAUGACAGGGAGCCACUAUGCACAGCCUCCUGCCCCCUCGGAGCAAGGAGGAAGGAACCAGGAAGAGGAACCACCACCACCACCACCUCCACCUCCUCCACCACCACCUCCUCCACCUCCACCUCCUCCACCUCCCCCUCCUCCCCCUGAACCACCCACACCAGAGCCCCACCACCGCUUAGCCCCCUCUACCGCCACCACCACCUCCACCACCACCACCACUACCGCCACGUCCUCCACCACCACUCCCACUACCUCCUCCACCACAUCGGAGCGGUGGUGGGACAGCAGAGGAGAAGAAAGUGGAGGUCCGCCUUGGGACCAGUACCUGUCACUGUUGCCGCGGGAGACAAGGGCAAGGAUCAUGGUGGAGAUGGAGAGGAGGCGGCGGUCCAGACAGCGCACCACCACCAACACCACCAACACCACCACUGGGGAUGAGCCAGGGUCGGGUCAGGAGGGCACUGCUGCAGACAGGGACAGCAGCAGCGGCAGCAGCACCAUCACGCCAGGCGCUGCAGGCACCAGCACUGGUGCCACUGACGCCAAUGGUGGUGGCAGCAGCAGCGAGACAGUUGAAGGAGCAGCAGCGGCAGCAGGCACAGCCACACGGUCGUCCCAGCGGCCACUGCUGGACUUCCUGGAGCGGCGGCUGUGUGAGCAGAUCCACAAGCGCAGCGUGUACCGCCUGUCAAGCCGCCGCUCUGACCGGCCGUACCUGCGGGCUGCUGACCGGCUGCUGCGGCCAAGUGGCAGUCGCUCCUCACACCUGCGGCCGCCAGACGCCCGGGUGCACGCCAUUCGCCGUCUACUGGAACGCUACCAGAUCAGGACGGACACUUACACUUCCUCCAGGCAGCAGCAGCAGGACCCUCAGGCUCCCCCAGGGCCCCCAGGACCCCCGCCCACUGCACCUCCUAGCCUGGACUCCCUGGCUGACGACUUGGGUGCCCCCCAGCAUUCCAGUGGGGAGGGGCGGCCCACCAGGCACGCCGCAGACUGGUUGUGCAACAGCCCACUCCCGAGGCCCAGCGGCGGUGGCAGCAGCGGCAGCAGGAACAACAACAACAACAACAAUAACAACAACAACAACAACAACACUGGGGACGGCAAUGGUGGUGGUGGCAGCAGCAGCAGCAGCAGCAGCAGCAGCAGCAGUAGCAGUAGUGGCAGUGGAAGCAGCAUACCACUGAGAGAUGUGCUGCAGUGGGGCAGCAGACGCCAGUACAGGGUGAUUCUGGAGGAUGUGGUGGACCGCUUGCACCACCUGGAGAGGCAGGAGCGUGCAGCAGCGGCGGCAGCGGCAGCAGCAGGCACUGCCACCAGCAGCAGCAACAGCGGUAAUAACACGGAGGAGCCCAGGACAAGCCGGGUCUCACAGCACCACAGGCUCACAGACCUCCGCCUCCUGGUGCAGCUGACCCUCAAGCUGCUCUACAUCCUGCUCAGCUUCCUCUACAACCCCCGCAGGCUGUACGAGGAGCGGCCCAUCUCCCGCUUGCCCAACCCAUUUCGUGAAGAGGAGGUUGUGCUGGGGGGCGAGGGGCCACCGGCGGACCUCCCUCCACCCGCCGCCGAGCGGGAGCCGCCCAUGCCGGGCCUCACCACCUCACUGGAGACUGUGAGGCGUGCCAUUGAGGCCCUGCGGCACGACGUGGCUGCCAGCCCCAGCCCUGCCGCCGACCCCACCGCAGCAUCAGGCCUGGGAGGGGGAUCUGGUGCCGGCCCCAGUGCCGCCCCAGAGUCCCGCAGCUCAGUAACCAACCUGCCACGACGCCUCAACGACUUUCUGCGACGCUCCAGGAACCUGGCAGCACGGCAGCACCAGCAGCAGGAGCGGUCCGGGGAGGGUGGAGCGCGGGGCGGCAGUCUGCUGCCCCGCAGUGGCUCCCCAUGGCCCCGCGUGGUAAUCCCCCGCAUCACCCUCAGUGACCCCAGUGGCAGUGAGAGCCAGGUGGAGGAGGAGCAGGGUGGUGCAGUGUCAUCCGGGCCCAGCCUGGCCCGCCGCGACCAGGCUGAGUUCAGCACGCGCUCUGUGUCGGGAGUGCCACUCCGCCUGCUGGGCCGCCAGUACGCCGUGGACCGCCGCAGCCCCGACUCAGAGGACUCCUCAGGGCCACUGGAUGGGACGGGCGAUGGCCCUGGCCAGCCCCCAGAGCCCUUCUUCCCCUGGCGGGAGCACCUGGGGCCCUUCGACAUGGAGCUGUCCCAGGGGCCCGGCUCAGACAUGCUGUUCCGCCACAACCUGCAGCGCACGCCCCCAGACCGCGCCGCAGAGAGGGAGGCCGAGAACUUCUUCAUCCGACCUUUCUUCACCCCACACCUGGGCACCACCCGGGGCAUGUCCAGUGAGUGGGUGGGGCGGGCCAAGACAGCUCUGGGCGCCACACAGCGGAUCCAAGCCUGGGACUUCACACGCUGCCACAUCCCAGAUAUUUCAGACGGUGUGGCAAAUGUGGUGGUGAGAAAGUGCCGUAUUCACAAUGAUGCCAGCGUGGACAUUUCCUCAGAUGGCACUAUGUUAGCGGCACUUAUCCCGGAGAACCAGGCGAUGACUAUGGUUGGAGUGUACAGCCUGGAGGACCGGUCUCUGGGGCAGCUUCUGUACAGUUUUAUCUUUGAGCACAACACCAUCUGUGUCAGUCUCUCCCCCAUGGGACGCCAUCUGGUGGUGGGCUUCGCUUCACACUCCCACCACCUUGUCCCGCAGAACACUAAACAGGUGGCGGCGCAGGUGUACAAGCUGCGGGACAACCACCUCUUCCAGGCCAGGGGUCAGAUAGGCUACCUGCAGAAACUAAGGGACAUCGAGGUGACAAUAGACAACCGACAGAUCUCCCUAAACUGUAUCCGCUGGCUGCCUCACCCCGGACAAGGCCUCAUAUAUGGAACCAAUAGGGGCCAGCUGAACAUCCUGCACUAGGCUAGGCUGUCAGGGCAAGACAGGGCAAGGCGGGGUAGAACUAGGAGUGAGGUAAUAUAAGGAAUGGCUAAGGAUUUUGAUGUCAUUUUCUUUUUCAUGUGAUUAAUUUGGCAUUUUUUGGUAAGCCUUUUGUUUUGUGAGGGCCAUUGAGUGCCGUGGUGGUUUGUGGGUGUGUCUGGAGUGCCAUAAUGUCCCGGGGGGGUGUGUAGGGUAUAUUAGGGACCCCAUAUGCACUGAUAGGAGGCAAGGGAGGAAGGAGAACUGGGGGAAACUUAGGCAUAUUUGUGGUUCAUUUGUUUUUUGAUAAGUUUCCUGUGUGUGUGUGUGUGUGUUUUAUUUAUUUAUUUUUUUUUUUGAGUCAGAGGAAGGGAGGGACAGUGUGUGGUGUUUGUUUGUUUGUCUGUUUGUUUGUUUGUGGUUUAACUGAGAGAGAGAGAGAGUCAGUGACAGUUUAUAUGAGAAUGUUUUGUGUGUGUGUGUGUGUGUGUGUGUGUGUGUGUGUGUGUGUGUUUGCCCAUGCCACAGCUGUAUAGUGUAAUUUGAUUUGCAUUUUGAGGUGAAUGAAGAAAAUUUAUUAUUAUUAUUAUUAUUAUUAUUAUUAUUAUUAUUAUUAUUACAAUUAUUAUUACUAUUAUUAUUAUUACUACUACUACUACUACUACUACUACUACUACUACUACUACUACUACUACUACUACUACUACUACUACUACUACUACUUCACACCAAAGACCUGACUCUUCAAUUAUUUCUAUUUAUUUAUUUGUAUUGCUGUUAUAUAUGUGACAUUAUUACUAUUAGACUUCAAUAUUUCAAUUUACAUACUUGAACUAUUAUUAUUAUUAUUAUUAUUAUUAUUAUUAUUAUUAUUAUUAUUAUUAUUAGAUGUAUUUGUGUCAAUUAAGUGAUUUUUCCAUUAAUACUUCACCUGAAAUUAAUUAACCUGUAUUGAUUCCUAUGCACACCUGUCUCACCCCACACCUAUACCCUCACACCCCUCACCCCCCACCCAGGCCUUGAAGGGGUGAUGGGAACGGGGGUGUAAGGUGUGUUCAGUAUGCAGUGAUGGGGAGAGAAUGGGUGGGGUGAUGGGUUGUGUCUGUCUGUCUGUCUGUCUGUCUUGUCUGUCUGUGGUGUGUGGGUGAGUCAUGCAGUGAUUGGAAGUGAAGGGCUAUGUAUGUCUGUCUGUUUGUCUGACUGGCUGUUUGUCUGUCUGUCUCUAUUCUAUUUGUCUGUGUCUGUCUGUGGUUUGUGGGUGAGUCUGAGGUGAUGGGAAGUGAAGGGGAGAGAAGGAAGGGCUUUGUACGUCUGUCUAUCUGUCUGUCAGUGGUGUGGAUGAGUUUGAAGUGAUGGGCAGUGAAGGGGAGUGGAGGGAAGGGUAAUGGUUUGGUGAUGGGCUGUGUAUGGGUGUGUGUUUCCUUAUUUGGUGUGUGAGUUGUAGUUUUCUUAUACAAGGUACAUUCCCUUAAGUAAAUUGUUAUAUUGAAAACUCAUGAAUAAGUAUUAGUUCAAGAUUCAUUACUUUUUUUUUUUAAUGCAGUAUUUAUAAAGCUACAUCAGUAUUUAUUUAUUUAUUCAUUUUCAUUUACAAAUAUUUAUAAGUCCAGCAUUUUACAUUCACGAGAGAGAGAAAAAAAGAUAAUUGUUUUUCCUUAUCUCCAGUUAUUUGUAUAUCUUUUUUAACCCUUUCAGUACAAUGCCACGUUCUCAUAUUUAUUAUGGUUGCUAUUUGGCAUUUUUAUACAGCCUCAAAAACCUCAUGUGGGGAUUAGAAUAGUGGAGACUGGCCAUUAAACUCCUGACCUCCAUAGACACUUCCUAAUGUAAAUAAAGUUGUCUAAUAUGCAGAAACUCGUGGUAAAAAUGCAUCCCAGUACUGAAGGGGUUAAAAUAUAAUUCAAAUGUGUAUAAUUUUGCUGUGUGUGUGUGUGUAUGAGAGAGAGAGAGAGCAAGCAGUCCACAAUCUUCUACUCAGAAAUAUAACAAGUUUACUGAGUCUUUCAUUGCUUUACACUCAAGGAAAGGGAAAGUUAGUGGAAAGCCUUAUAUAUGGGGUUAAAAAAAAAGAAUAUGAAAAAAAAAUAUGGUCAUUAGUGUGGGUGACAUGACAAGAUUGGAAAAAAAAAUAGGUGUUGAUAAUAUUACUAGGCUGAGAAAAAAAUAGGAAUAAAUAAAAGAGGGUGAGGAAACAAAUAUCAAUAAAAACCAGUAUGGAAAUGAGUGACUGAUUUGAUUAUAAACAUUUUUGUGACGCGUGAAUGCCACAAAAAAGACAAUGGUGACACUUUUCCUCCGACAUCGUACUGUGUUUUUCCUAUUGCCGUACAUUGGUUUGCCGGCAUGAAUAAUCCUAUUUUCUUUUGUUCUACCAUCAAGACAUUUUUUCCUGUGUAUUUUUAAGGAAGUCUUGUACAUAGUGAGUCCUGGCCAGAGAGAGAGAGAGAGCCACACGCCUUAAGGUCAUAAAGGGUCACUAGACUCUUUGACCCCUUGCAUUUUGGGAGGAAGUGUACUGGCUAACUCUUUUAUUAUUUCAUUAUGGCAUUUAUGAUAUUUUGUACUUACAGAGGAGAACCAGAGAGAGAGAGAGAGAGCUUGUGUGUGCGUGCGUGUGUGUGUGUGUGUGUGAAGGGGUUAGCAGUUAUGUCAGUGUUCAUUCAAUUCUAUCCAUAAAUUGCCUUAGAAUAUUAUAUAGGAAGACCGCCGCAGGGUGUGUGUACUGUCAAGGUGAAUAAUAAAUUGUCAUGUGA
Messenger RNA from Portunus trituberculatus (swimming crab), 7705 nucleotides. RefSeq lists its product as uncharacterized. Gene Ontology annotation, biological process: autophagy. The record is from RefSeq and is a predicted model, not a curated record. Gene Ontology annotation, cellular component: intracellular membrane-bounded organelle. The transcript is spliced from 15 exons. Lineage: Eukaryota; Metazoa; Arthropoda; Malacostraca; Decapoda; Portunidae. Bases 129 to 4955 code for a protein of 1608 amino acids.